Molecule: messenger RNA, 1827 nt
Organism: Pipistrellus nathusii (Nathusius's pipistrelle)
Lineage: Eukaryota; Metazoa; Chordata; Mammalia; Chiroptera; Vespertilionidae
Source: the annotation of a GenBank genome assembly
AUGGCACACAUGGCAUUCAGGGAUGUGGCUGUGGAUUUCACCCAGGAAGAGUGGCUGCUGCUGAGCCCUGCUCAGAGGUCGCUGUACAGGGAGGUGAUGCUGGAAAACUACAGCAACCUGGUUUCACUGGGAAUCCCAUUUUCUAAACCAAAGCUCAUCACCCAACUUGAGCAAGGAAAGGAAAGCUGGAGAGAGGAGAGAAAAUGCCCACCAGCCACUUGUCCAGGAGAACCAGCGCCAGAGCUCCACCUGUGUGCUCUCUGCCCUCCGGGUUUCUCCGGUCAGAAGUUCCACGUGCAGCACAUGCUGUGUAGUCAUCCCCCUUGGAUCUUCCCACGCUUGUGCGCAGAAAAUCACGUCCAGGCAGGGGGUCUGUGCCAGGGGGACCAGAGAAAGCAGCAACAAGCCUCUGAUCCAAGUUGCUGGAGUGAUAAAGCAGAAGGUCAAGGGAAAGAAGGCACCAAGCCUUCAUUUGGAAAGACAAAGAAAAGAGCUUUAACAGCAUCAUCCAAGCCACCCCAAAGGCAGCCAGUCAGCUCUAGGAAUGGCAUCAGAGGGGUGGGGACAGAGGCCACCCCGGCCCAGACGGAGAAUCCGGAGGAAACAGAUAAAUUACUGCAGAGGAUAGAAGUCUUGGGAUUUGGAACAGUCAAUUGUGGAGAAUGUGGACUGGGCUUCAGCAAGAUGACAAACCUGCUCAGUCACCAGAGGAUACACUCAGGGGAGAAGCCAUAUGUGUGCGGGGUGUGCGAGAAGGGCUUUAGUCUAAAGAAGAGCCUUGCCAGGCACCAGAAGGCACACUCGGGGGAGAAACCUAUCGUGUGCAGAGAGUGUGGACGGGGAUUUAACAGGAAGUCAACACUCAUCAUACACGAGAGGACACACUCAGGUGAAAAGCCUUAUAUGUGCGGUGAAUGCGGGCGAGGCUUCAGUCAGAAGUCAAACCUCAUCAUACACCAGAGGACACACUCGGGAGAGAAGCCCUACGUGUGCCGGGAGUGCGGGAAAGGCUUUAGCCAGAAGUCAGCGGUCGUUAGACACCAGAGGACGCACCUGGAGGAGAAGACCAUCGUGUGCAGUGAUUGCGGACUAGGCUUCAGUGACAGGUCAAACCUCAUCUCACACCAGAGGACGCACUCGGGGGAGAAGCCUUACGCCUGCAAGGAAUGCGGGCGAUGCUUCAGGCAGAGGACAACCCUUGUCAACCACCAGAGGACACACUCAAAGGAAAAGCCUUAUGUGUGUGGCAUGUGUGGGCACAGCUUUAGCCAGAAUUCAACCCUCAUCUCCCACAGGCGGACGCACACCGGGGAGAAGCCUUACGUGUGUGGGGUGUGUGGGCGAGGCUUUAGCCUGAAGUCACACCUCAAUCGACACCAGAACAUACACUCAGGGGAUAAGCCCAUCGUGUGUAAGGAUUGCGGGCGAGGCUUCAGCCAGCAAUCCAAUCUCAUCAGACACCAGAGGACACACUCAGGGGAAAAGCCCAUGGUGUGCGAGGAGUGCGGGCGAGGCUUCAGCCAGAAGUCAAACCUCAUUGCACACCAGAGGACACACUCAGGGGAAAAGCCAUAUGUGUGCAGAGAGUGUGGGCGAGGCUUUAGUCACCAGGCAGGUCUCAUCAGGCACAAGAGGAAACACUCGAGGGAGAAGCCCUACAUGUGCAAGCAGUGUGGCCUAGGCUUUGGCAACAAGUCGGCUUUAAUCACCCAUAAGUGGGUCCAUUCAAAACAGAAGCCCUGUGUAUGCAGAGUGUGCGGCCAAGGCUUUAUCCAAAAGUCAUACCUCGUCUUACAUCAGAUGACACACCAGGAGGAGAAGCCUUAG